AUGGUCAAGCCAUCGACCUGCUGCGGUCGCAGCGACGACACCUGCCUCUGCGCGCAAAAAGCCACUUGUUCAUGCGGACAGCAAUCGGCGCUGAAUUGCAACUGCGAGAAGAAGGCACAGGAGAAUACGAUCCAGGGACCGAGAUGUUCAUGCAACGCCCGUCCCGCCCAGCAAUGUACAUGCGAUCGAGCCGCCACCGAGAAUGUUGCCCCCUCUGGUUCGACAUGCGCGUGUGGGAAGAGGAGCGCCACGAGCUGCAAUUGCUCCAAGGCUACUGAGGGCGGACUUCUGGCGACGGAGACUGAUUUCACAACGAAGGCAUAG
Molecule: messenger RNA, 324 nt
Organism: Cladophialophora carrionii CBS 160.54
Lineage: Eukaryota; Fungi; Ascomycota; Eurotiomycetes; Chaetothyriales; Herpotrichiellaceae
Exons: 2
Coding region: 1-324 (107 amino acids)
Source: RefSeq, a predicted model, not a curated record